Molecule: messenger RNA, 2014 nt
Organism: Rhodofomes roseus
Lineage: Eukaryota; Fungi; Basidiomycota; Agaricomycetes; Polyporales; Fomitopsidaceae
Product: family S53 protease-like protein
Exons: 8
Coding region: 1-1842 (613 amino acids)
Biological process (GO): proteolysis
Molecular function (GO): tripeptidyl-peptidase activity; serine-type endopeptidase activity
Source: RefSeq, a predicted model, not a curated record
AUGGUUGCCGCUGGUCUCAUCCUCGCUUCUCUCGCUGCGAUCGCGCUAGGCAAGCCCGUCAAGCUCAAUGGUGGCAUGCGCGUGCUCGGCCGCAGGGACAGCCCGCCUGCGGGCUAUUCGUGGACGAACGCGGCCGCGAACGAGACGAUGCUCUCGCUCAAGUUCGCGCUUGCGCAGAGCGACCCGUCCGGCCUCGAGGACGCGCUCUACGACGUCAGCGACCCCACGAGCGCGAACUACGGAAAUCAUCUCACGAAGGAGGAGGCGAGCCGUUAUUUUCUCGUCGCAGCGGCGUUCGUCGCGCCGUCCAACGAGACGGUCGCUGCCAUCAACAAGUGGCUCGCGAACAACAACCUGACGGCCAACACUGUCACGCCCGCCGGCGACUGGAUGGCCGUCAACAUGUCCGUCGCGCAAGCCAACGACCUCUUCGACGCUAGCUUCUCCGUGUUCACCCACGAGACGACGGGGAACCAAGCCAUCCGGACCAUGGCCUACUCGGUUCCCGAGACACUCGUCAACCAUCUCAAGGUCGUCUACCCGACCAUCACGUUCCCGAGCAACAAGGCACUCAUGCCGAUCUUCAGCAAGCCAGAGCCGCUCUCGAAGCGCCACCACAAGAACAAGGGCACCGGCGGCGGCAACAGCGCGAAGAAGGGUAAGGGCAAGGGUACCGGCGGCGGCGCGUCCAACUCCACGGGCACUGGCGGUGGCGCGGCUAACACCACGGGCGCGGGCGGCGCUGCGGUCGCCGCGUCGUGCAACACGGUCGUCACCCCGACGUGCCUGCAGGACCUCUACGGCAUCCCGGCGACGCCUGCGACGAACCAGAAGAACCAACUCGGCGUGAGUGGGUUCAUCGAGCAGUUUGCGAACGAGGCCGACCUGCAGCUGUUCAUGGCGAACCUCCGCAAGGACGUCACGAGCAACACGACGUUCGCGCUGCAAACCCUCGACGGCGGCCAGAACUCGCAGACCGCCGCGCAGGCCGGCACGGAAGCCAACCUGGACAUCCAGUACACCGUCGGUGUCGCGACGGACGUCCCGGUCACGUUCAUCUCCGUCGGCGAGCAGAACAGCGACGGCGACCUCGGCGGGUUCCUCGACAUCGUCAACUUCCUGCUCAACGAGGACGCCCCGCCGUCCGUGCUCACGACGAGCUACGGCAACAACGAGGAGGAUAUUCCCGUCGCCAUGGCUGAAAAUCUUUGCAACGCGUACGCACAGCUUGGUGCUCGCGGCGUGUCGAUCCUCUUCGCGUCAGGCGAUGGUGGUGUGGCCGGCUCGCAGGCGCAGCAGUGCAGCGAUUUCGUGCCGACCUUCCCGUCUGGCUGUCCCUACCUGACCUCCGUCGGCGCGACGCAAGGCAUCAGCCCCGAGACCGCCGCGGAUUUCUCCUCCGGCGGCUUCUCCAACGUCUUCAGCAUGCCCUCGUACCAGGCGAACGCGGUCGCAACGUACCUCAAGACGCUCGGCACCACGAACAAGGGCCUGUUCAACAGCUCGGGGCGCGCGUACCCCGACGUGUCCACGCAGGGCGUCCAGUUCGAGGUCGUCGUCGACGGUCAAGCGGGCGGCGUCGACGGCACGAGCUGCUCAAGCCCCGUCUUCGCUAGCGUCGUCUCGCUCCUCAACGACGAGCUCACGACCGCCGGCAAGAGCCCCCUCGGCUUCUUGAACAUGUGGCUCUAUGGGAACGCGACUACUGCGUUGAAUGACGUUACGACGGGCUCGAACCCUGGCUGUAAUACGCAGGGGUUCCCCGCGGUGACUGGUUGGGACCCGGUCACCGGUCUGGGGACGCCGAACUUUGCCGCGCUCCGGACGGCUGCGGGCCUCUGAGCGCGUGCGCACAAACGUGUGUGAUGUUGACUGGAACGCGAACCAGAUCGUUUCUUCUCUUGCUCUGCUGGGAUUGGGAGAUCGCUGUCUUUUGUUGCUGCUGCUGUCUUGUAGUACUGCUGGCACGUCGUUGUAUUGUUUUGCGAAUGCGCAUGUUUUGGUGGGAAUGUGA